Messenger RNA from Neurospora tetrasperma FGSC 2508, 550 nucleotides. RefSeq lists its product as uncharacterized. The record is from RefSeq and is a predicted model, not a curated record. Lineage: Eukaryota; Fungi; Ascomycota; Sordariomycetes; Sordariales; Sordariaceae. The transcript has a single exon. The coding region runs from base 1 to 381 and encodes 126 amino acids.
AUGUUCGGCCGCCGUCGUGCCCACGCCCCCAUGACCAGCACCAGGACCACCCGUCCCAUGGGUUCCGGCCUCUUCGGCCGCCGUCGCGCUCACCACACCACACCCAUGACAACCACCCACACCACCCACACCACCCGCCGCCGCGGUUACGGCCGCAAGAGGCACCACGGACAAGGAAUGGUUGCCCCCGCUGCUGCUACCACCAUGGGCACCACAGCCGCCGUUCAUCACCAUCAAAAGCGCAAGACGAGCCUCGGCGAUAAGAUCAGCGGGGCGCUGAUGAAGAUCAAGGGGAGCAUUACGGGACGGCCGGGACAGAAGGCUGCGGGGACGAGGAGGAUGCGGGGGACGGAUGGACGGGGGAGGAGGAGACAUUAUUAAAGGGAAAUCAGUAUUGAGUAUUGACAGUUGAGUGGGAGCGGGCAGUUGUAAGAUUAUUGUGCAGUCCGCUUUGUCAUGUCUCUUUCUUUUGUUCUGAUGAUGGAUAUGUACUUGUAUGUGGAGGCAGAAGCAGAGAGAGAUACCCUUGAAUGCACAAAUGAAACUUCAU